AUGGACGUCAACAUCACCAAAGCCCUCAAUGACAAGCUCUACGACAAGCGCAAGAGCGGCGCGCUCGAGCUCGAGGGCCUCAUCCGGGACGCUCUCGCCGCCCAGGACCACGACAGGAUAGCCCGCAUCGUGCACCAGCUCUGCCACGAGUACGCCUAUGCGGUCCACCAGCCCCACGCCCGCAACGGCGGUCUCAUCGGACUCGCGGCUGCCUCGAUAGCCCUGGGCCCAGAAGUCGCCCGCUAUCUCGAGGAGAUCGUGCCCCCCGUCCUGGCCUGCUUCGGCGACCAAGAUGCGCGUGUCAGGUACUAUGCGUGCGAGAGCAUGUACAACAUCGCAAAGGUGGCCAAGGGCGAGAUACUCGUCUACUUCAACCACGUCUUUGACGCGCUCUGCAAGAUGGCUGCAGAUUCGGAGCUCUCUGUCAAGAACGGGGCAGAACUAUUGGAUCGCCUGAUCAAAGACAUCGUCUCAGAGUCAGCCGCCAGCUACGUCUCUGUGCUACACGACACACCCGAUCAGGACGACCCCGAAGACGAACCCCACCCCUUCGCCUUCAACCUCGAACGCUUCCUGCCCCUCCUCGAAGAGCGCAUCAACGUCCUGAACCCCUUCACGCGCUCUUUCCUCGUGGCAUGGAUCACCCUGCUCGACUCCAUACCCGAUCUCGAGCUCAUCGCCCACCUCCCGCGCUUCCUCGGCGGCCUCUUCAAGUUUCUGAGCGACAGCAACCAAGAUGUAUACACCAUGACCCAGCAGGCGCUAGACCGAUUUCUUGCUGAGAUCAAGAAGAUUGCACGCAUCAAGAAGGGUAUAGCCGACAGCAAAGGGGGCAACGAGAAACUAGAACGCAGGCACUCUGUGGGUAGCAUCCAUAGUGGAAGCGAAGCGACAGACAGCACGCCCCUCGAGCUCGACAACUCCAUCGACGAGAAGGGCGAUGCAAGUGGAGAGAGUGCCUCUGUUUCCGGCGACAGCGGAAGGUCUGUCAACGGAGACGGAAACUGGAUACCUGGUCAGGAUGUGCACGUCGACCAUCCUAAGAUUCUUGAGAUCCUAGUCGACUUUUUGGUUCCCCCACCAGAUACGGAAGAAGAGCAGACUGAGAUACUGCUGACAGCACUCCGCUGGAUCGACAACUUCUUCGACAUAUGCCCAGAAGACAUUAUGCCGUUCGUCCCAAGUCUCUUGUCCCACGUCCUGCCACGAAUGUCACAUGAGGUCGACACCGUUCGCAAGGCUGCAGUCAAGGUCAACGCUUCGUUGAUGGAUUAUAUCCUGUCAUUGUCUGAUGACAACCGCCCCCGCGACGGUGCUGCAGGUGGACAAAUUCAGCUACCUCCUUCCCUAUCUGAGCUAGGCAAAGAGCUCACUGGAACACAACGGCGGGAUUCUAAUCUAUCUGGCCGACUGCUCAAGGCAGUCAUUCGAGAUCAAGCCAACAAGGCUGAAUCGCCCGAUGGCAAGGGCACACGCUCCCCCACACCAGCAGAAGAAAGAGGCACAUCGCCGCGUCCGAUACCAGAGCUUGACUACCAAGCUGCUGUUAGUGCUCUAACCCUGCAGUUUCUAAAUGAACACGAGGCCACUCGCGUUGCGGCCAUAGCAUGGCUGAUAAUGCUGCACAGGAUGGCACCUGGCAGAAUACUGACAGUGGACGACGGUACCUUUCCUGCUCUGCUCAAGACCCUUUCCGAUCCUUCGGAUGCUGUGGUCACGCGUGACCUGCUGCUUUUGUCACAAAUAUCCCUGCACAGCGACGACACGUACUUUACUUCCUUCAUGGUCAAUCUCCUGAAGCUGUUCUGUACGGACCGCCGACUUCUUGAGACCCGUGGCAAUCUCAUCAUUAGGCAGCUCUGCAUAACGCUGAGCGCAGAGCGCAUAUAUCGCACCAUGGCUGAUUGUCUUGCAAAAGACGAGGAUGUCGAAUUUGCUAGCAUCAUGGUCCAGAAUCUCAACAACAAUUUGAUCACUGCACCGGAGCUCGCCGAUUUACGAAGACGACUCAGGAAUCUAGACAAUAAGGACGGUCAAUCAUUCUUCGUUAUUUUGUUCAAAGCGUGGUGCAACAACGCCGUGGCCACCUUCUCAUUGUGUCUUCUUGCCCAAGCUUAUGAGCAAGCAUACCACUUGCUCCAGGUUUUUGCGGAUCUUGAGAUGACAGUCAACAUGCUCAUACAAAUCGACAAGCUCGUUCAGCUCUUAGAAUCUCCCGUCUUCACAUACCUCCGAAUGCAGCUUCUCGAGCCGGAACGGUACCCGCAUCUCUACAAGUGCAUGUACGGUCUGCUCAUGCUACUGCCUCAAUCAUCGGCUUUUGCAGCGCUUAAGAACCGCCUCAACAGCGUCUCGGCCAUCGGCUACCUGCACAUUGCGCCGCAACGCAGCAGCUCGACCAGUAGUAGCAGCGGUAUCCCGUCGUCUGGGGGACCCAGUGCUUCAACAUUCGAACGCCCAGGCCGCUUGAAACCCAGAGAUGGUCUGGGCGGGCCGGAAGCGGGUGGCAGCGUGAAGUGGACAGAGUUGCUGGAGAGAUUUAAGCAGACGCAGGAAAAAGCCAGGCGUAGUCAGCGGAUGGCUAGCAUGGGCGAGGAGGAAGAGGUGCAGGAGAAGAUGGGACCAACUGCCCCCACGCCACCUAUACCACCCAAACCUGCAGGACUGAGGCCUGGCAGCCCGGCGGGCGCCAUGAGGCCACCUCCCGCGCCUGUGCCGCCAGGUCCAGCACAGGGGCAUAAGCCCAGAUCCAGUCUCAGCAACCUGGGGCGAUUUGCUGGGGGUGUAGCCGGAAGACGAAAGGACAAGAAGUAA
This is a messenger RNA of Alternaria arborescens, 2814 nucleotides long. Its product is annotated as Vacuole morphology and inheritance protein 14. Lineage: Eukaryota; Fungi; Ascomycota; Dothideomycetes; Pleosporales; Pleosporaceae. The transcript has 6 exons. The record is from RefSeq and is a predicted model, not a curated record. Gene Ontology annotation, cellular component: PAS complex; endosome membrane; fungal-type vacuole membrane. The coding region runs from base 1 to 2814 and encodes 937 amino acids. Gene Ontology annotation, biological process: positive regulation of kinase activity; phosphatidylinositol biosynthetic process.